Messenger RNA from Corythoichthys intestinalis (scribbled pipefish), 3881 nucleotides. RefSeq names its product target of EGR1, exonuclease (gene toe1). Gene Ontology annotation, biological process: snRNA 3'-end processing. Gene Ontology annotation, cellular component: Cajal body; cytoplasm. Gene Ontology annotation, molecular function: snRNA binding; metal ion binding; 3'-5'-RNA exonuclease activity. The record is from RefSeq and is a predicted model, not a curated record. NCBI's taxonomy places the organism in Eukaryota, Metazoa, Chordata, Actinopteri, Syngnathiformes, Syngnathidae. The transcript is spliced from 8 exons. The coding region runs from base 261 to 1739 and encodes 492 amino acids.
AGGACCUCCGAAAUUCCGAAGCACGUUGUCAUCAUGUUUGUCUGCCGAUUCUUACCUAUAUUUGGCACUUGUUAAAGUGGUUCUUUUGCACGUUUAGACAAUUAUUAUUACACAAUAGGUAAUCGCAUCAUAUAUUCUGAGAGAGCAGUUUGGAAUCAACACAAUUUUUCAGCUACCACAAGUAAAGGGUGAAUGAACAUCAACAUUUCUUUUCCCGCCGGCUUCUCACACUUAGCAUUUUUUACUACAAUAGAAUUAAAAUGACAUCAUCAUUCGAUGUUCCUGUUAUUGAUGUACACAAUGGCAAUUUCAAAGAACUUUGGCCGGCAAUGGUUGUGGCUCUGAAAACAUCUUCCUUCGUUGCUGUUGAUACGGAGCUCAGUGGCCUCGGAAAUAGAGCGUCAUUGCUUGCAGCGUCAAUAGAAGACAGGUAUAAAGCCAUUUGUCAUGCAGCUCGCUCUCGUUCAAUCCUCUCAUUGGGAAUUGCCUGCUUCAAGAAGUUGAGCAACAAGGCAGCCGAUACAUACCUUGUUCAGGUGUAUAACCUCACCUUACUAUGUUCAGAGGAGUACAUCAUCGAGCCUCAAUCAGUGCAGUUCCUUGUCCAACAUGGAUUUGACUUCAACAAGCAGUAUGCAGAAGGGAUCCCAUAUCACAAGGGCAAUAAUAAGGGUGGGUCAGACAACCAGGGUGUUCAUAUUCGAGCUUUAUUUACCGAGUUACUUCGUGCAAAAAAACCUCUGGUGCUCCACAAUGGCCUCAUUGACAUUGCUUUCCUCUACCAGAAUUUCUAUGCACAUCUACCAGAUCAUUUAGCCACCUUCACAGCCGACCUUUCAGAGAUGUUUCCUGCAGGCCUCUUUGACACUAAAUAUGUCACAGAAUUCGACCUUCGCUUCAGUGCCUCAUAUCUAGAAUAUGCUUAUAAAAAAUGUAAACUAGAUAACAGUCGAAAUGAGUCUUCUGUUGAGAAUGGUCGUCGUGUCUACCUGGAAUUCUGUCAGUAUGCUGGUGCCAUGUCCAGCUAUGUGGACUACAGAUCCUGUCCAACUGGAGCUCCUCAUUCAGUGCAGGCAGACAUCUGCCAGUCUUUCUCGGCGUUUGGUUGGUGUUCAAAAGGCACAAAGUGCCCUUUCUCUCAUGACACUGACCUUAUCAUUCUCCAAGAUGAUAAAUCCAAGGAUGACAAGAGAAAAAAGAGGAAGCGUCAAAAGAAGAAAAAGAGAGAAGGAGAGUUAGAUGAUGACUCAUCAGUUUCGGAAGGUGCUCCUCAAAAUAAAAUACCUCACCUGGAAAUGAAUCCAGAUGAGAGCCAUCAAGUGGUGACUGAAGGGUGUCUGGAAAGUGCAGAUUUGGAAGACGGUAAUACAAACACAGAACUGCAUGAAGGAGAAAAUCUGAAAAGAGAUAGCAACGAUGACAGAAUAUGCGAGGAUAAGUUACAGUCCACAAACACAGAGAUGACCACCGGAACAAGUGAAAACAAGGCGGAGUCGGGCACACAUCGUGCCGGAUUCGAUGCCUUCAUGACAGGGUACAUAUUUGCCUACUCAUGCACCCUGGUAAAAAAGGAAGAAGAGGAUGCAAGUGAAGAGAAACUGAUAUGGCCACUGACCUCCUUCAAUAAGGUCUACCUCAGUGGAAAGACAACACCACUCAACAUUGUCAAGAGCACUUUCUCCAAGUCGUCUAAAGCACAUGUGCAAAAAAUGGAAAUGGUUUGGGGGGGAAAGCAGUAAAUAAUUGUUAAAUACGUUUUUCAAGACUGCAAUUAAAAUAGUUUUGUGAAAUAAUUUCUAACUAUACCAUUUUUUAAUUUUUUAAAAAUAAAAAUUCCUUUUAUUGCAUGAACAACCUGCUGAAAAUAAAGAUAUUUAGCUUUUUUUACUAUAAUGAAAAACAUUUUGUGAAAAUUAUUUCUGUAAGUAUUGACAACCCAAUCCCGAGAGCUAUAUGCACCUAAGUGUUAGAAACUUAAAAAAAAUGUUAAACUUUUUGUAACGGUCACCUUUGCUGUUCCUAACGACAUCCAUCACACAGUGGCACCUCUUUAUUUAUAUUAAAUAGUUUUCCUCUUUUAUUACUACUCACAUUUUUGUUGGAGUUCAUGGUGAGCGCUUGUGCGCGUACCGUUGUGCUCCCGAGUGACGAGUGGUUGAGCUGGAUCUGAUUAUUUUUUUUGUACAAUAAAAGUGCAUAAGUGGACCUCUGCUCCUUUUUAUUUUUUAUGCACCCACCCUGCUUGCCACGAGUUACAUUUUACAGUAACCUAAAGCCUCGAUUGGUUAUGAAAUGUAAACUGACUUAGGCGUCACAAUAUAUGGCGGAAAACAAUUAGGUGACUUGAAGUUCUGCUCUGAGAAACCCAAUUUAGCCAACUUUCAAAAUUGUCCGAUAUGCAUGUGUAAUAUACAUCAUUGGAAAGCUUAAAAUCUCAAUUUUCUGGGGGAAGAAAAAUUUUGAAAAGGAGGGCAUUAAAAAAAAAAAAGUUUCUUAAACAGCGAAACCCUAUCUGGAGGUGAGAGCACGUGAGCGCAGAAUUACAGACGCCAUGACUUUAACGAGAUAUUAUCGCGCACUUACCUUGUUUCAAUCCAAAAACUCCAUGUAGCAUGUAUCACUGAGUGUCAAGACAGCUGUGAAUGGCCACAGCUGGAUUGUUUGGGGAUUUUAUGGGUAAAACAUGGUAAUAUAACAAGGGUUGUGAUGCAGAAAUCGCAGACAUCAAGGAGUGGUCCAGAUGUUCUUUUUCAUAUAUGUAUCCUUUUAAACGUUUUUUUCUCUGUUUUUCUUCGUUUGGAUUGAUUAUCAUCUAACAUAUCGGAGAAACUGCGACAAUAACAAAAAAAAAAAAUAUAUAUAUAUAUAUAUAUACAAUUAAGCGAUAAUAAUGAGGUAGAUAUUCGUGACUUACACUUUUUUUCAAUGUGACAUAAUUUGUUUAAAAGUUUAAAAUAUGUGACAAUAAUUUUUUUAAUUUUUUUUUUUUUUUUUUUAAACGAAAUAUGAGACGUCGAUUAAUGAUUCUAAGCUAAAAACGACAGACAUUUUGAAUAAUAAAUAUAAUUAAUUACCUUCGUUUUAUUUCUGGGUUGAGACAAAAGCGGUUGCCCGACGUCUGUAAACAGGGAUUUUCAGGGUAAAACGAACAAAUAGUUCGGGGGCUUAAUGCGCCAUGAAUCUGCUAUGGCAGCAUAUAGACAAAUUGAUCUAUCAAACACAACAGUUGUUUUGGCUUAAAAUACAGCAGUUUCUUUUAAAGAGGAGUGCAAGAGCUAUAAUUUGGUCCAGGGUAUGGACUGUCCCCAACAUGUUCCUGUUGACUAAUAAAGUCAAAGAAGUCUCUUUCAAAAUUAUUCAGAUAUUAUCCUGCAAAUCACUACAUGAAAAAAUUCAAGAGGGACAUUGACACGAACUGUUCGUUCUGUGGAGAUCAUCCAGAGACAGUUCAGCACCUUUUUUGGACUUGUUCUUUUUCAAACAAAUUUUGGAAAGAUUUUUGUAAGUUUGUUGACAGGAAUCUACAUGUGGACUUCAAGCUAAAAUGAGAAACUGUCAUUUUUUGUUUUUAUAAAAAGAUCAGGAAUGAAGAUAUUUUUAUUGUUAAUCUACUUUUGUUGUCAAAAUUGUACAUCCAGUUCAGCAAGCUGUUACCAUCUUUUUCUCACUUCCACAAUGAAACGGUAUGCUACAUAAAUCUGUUGAAAAAAAAUCAAAGAAUAGGAAAGCGGAGAAAAUAAUUGAUAUUUGUGAACAGCUACGACUUUUUUGUGAAUAGUUGAUUAUAGUAUUAUUCAUUUUUUUUUCUCUGAUAUGCAAUGUUUGGUAUGUUUAUACCCCCUGGAAUAUUUGUGUUUGUGUUCUUUAGUUUUUUGGUUUGU